This is a messenger RNA of Oryza sativa Japonica Group (Japanese rice), 1241 nucleotides long. RefSeq lists its product as uncharacterized. Lineage: Eukaryota; Viridiplantae; Streptophyta; Magnoliopsida; Poales; Poaceae. The record is from RefSeq and is a predicted model, not a curated record.
UAGAAUGAAUAUUGCCUUGCGUGAUCUUUGUGCUAAUCCUUUUUAAAAUUGCGCGGGAAGAAUCCCCGCGUGAGUUAUAAAACGAUACGCGCGCCACGCCGGAUCAUCAAGCUGCGAGCCUCUCGUGCUUAAUACUAGUCACUAAUUAAGUGCUUAAGCUAGUGCUUAACACUAGCUAGCUAAUUGCUCAUCAUUGAUCAAGCGAAGAAGAAGAUGAUGGCGUCACCGGCAUCCAAGCGCGCCGCCGUCGUCUUGCUCGUCGUGGUUGCUUCUGUGAUGAUGGCGACGCCGUCGGAAGCGAUGAGACCGAGGAGGAAGGCAGCCGCCGCCUUGGUCUCGUCGGAGGCCCGCGUCCUCCGCUUCCCCGGCUUCCCGGGAAGCCGCCAGCGCUUCCCGGGGUUCCCCGGAGCCAGGCCGUCGCCGCGCGCGGCGCCGCCGAAGCCAUCACCGCCGCCGUCGUCGUCGUCAGUCCCCGCCCUGCCACUGUCUCCACCCGCCGGCGGCUCGCUGCCGCCGCCGUGCGGGAGGUCGUCGCAGACGACGCCGCCGGGCACCUUGAUCCCGGGCAUGCCGGGCAGCGGCGGCGGCGGUUCGUCGCCGACGGACUGCGUGACGUCGCUGGCGGGGCUGACGACGUGCGCGUCGUUCCUGACGGGGGCGGAGGCGGAGACCCCGACGCCGGCGAGCGAGUGCUGCGGCGGGCUGGGGAUGUUCCUGAACAGCACGGCGGCGGCGGCGGAGGGUGACCGGACGUUGAGGUGCCUGUGCCCGGUGAUCCUCGGCGACGUCAACCGGAUGCUGCCCAAGCCGGUGGAUCCCGUGCGGAUGAUGUACCUCCCCAUCGCCUGCGGCCUCGUCCUCCCGCCUCAAGUCCUCUUCAUCUGCUUCACCGGGCAGCCUAACCCACCGGUGCUCUCGCGUGUUCCUGUCUCCUGGUCGACGCUCUCUUCAGCAAUGUCGCCUUGAUGGUUCACGAUAAGAUCGAUUCAAAGGUUACUGAUGAUUCAGUGUCUCACUUUAAGCUUACAAAGCUGUUGUUGGUCUUGAGUGUUGUGUUUUCAGAAACAGCUGAGCCUGUACUUCAGUAAACCACAGAGUUAGCUACCAUACUGCUAUAUAACCACAUAAGAUUGGUUGGUACAUCAUGCGUGGUGUAAGAGCUUAUUUCUUAUUUAUAGGGAAAAAAUAUGUAAGUCAUUUCAUCAAAUAUUCUUUCUCCACAACUAAAGAGUGUGAAAUUU